Triticum turgidum subsp. durum (durum wheat) is the source of this 2145-nucleotide messenger RNA. The record is from the annotation of a GenBank genome assembly. Lineage: Eukaryota; Viridiplantae; Streptophyta; Magnoliopsida; Poales; Poaceae.
AUGUGUUCAUUCACAGUUCCUCCGGCCGUGCUGCAGCUGUUCCUGCUGCUCUUCUUAGCCUCUCCCGCCACUGCAUGCACCGAGCAGGAGAAGCGCAACCUCCUCCAGUUCCUUGCCGGGCUGUCGAGUGAUGGUGGCCUCGCCACGUCUUGGUGUAAUAAUGGCGCGGACUGCUGCGAGUGGGAAGGCAUCUCCUGCAAUGGAGAUGGGGCCGUCACUGGGGUCUCCCUGGAGUCUAAAGGACUUGAAGGGCCCAUCUCUCCGUUCCUCACCAACCUCACCAGCCUGCUGCACAUCAACCUCUCGCACAACUCGCUCUCCGGUGGUCUUCCGGCGGAGCUCAUGUUCUCCAGAAGCAUCAUCGUCCUCGAUGUCAGCUUCAGCCGGCUCAACGGACCACUGCCCGAGCUUCCGUCCUUGGUUACCACUGACCGGCCUCUGCAGGUACUCAACAUCUCAAGCAACCAGUUCGGCUCAGAAUUUCCAUCAGCCACAUGGAAGGUGAUGAAGAAUCUUAUCGCGCUCAACACCAGCAAUAACAGCUUCAGUGGGCACAUACCUUCUUCUCUUUGCGUUAGCUCGCCAUCUUUGGCUUUGCUUGACCUCUCCUACAACCAAUUGAGUGGCGACAUCCCAAACACACUGGGUAAUUGCUCCAAGCUCAAAGUGCUCAAGGCUGGCAACAAUCACCUAAGUGGGAUUCUGCCUGUUGAAAUCUUCCACGCUACCUCGCUAGAGUACCUCUCCUUCCCCAACAAUGGUGGUUUACAAGGAGAACUUGAUGGAGCACACAUAGUCAAACUCAGUAGUCUGCUUAUUCUUGACCUUGGAGGGAACAGUUUCAGUGGAGCCAUCCCAGAGUCCAUAGGUCAGCUCAGGAGGCUGGAGGAGCUCCAUUUGGGCAGCAAUAACAUGUCUGGGGAGCUGCCAUCAACUAUGAGCAACUGCACAAAUCUCAAAACCAUUGAUCUGAAGAUCAACAACCUCACUGGAGAUCUAGGGAAGGUAAACUUCGCCACCCUACAGAAUCUAAAAAGUUUAGAUCUCAUGGAGAAUAAUCUUGGUGGCAUAGUUCCAGAAAGCAUUUACUCAUGCAGCAAUUUGACUGCACUGCGGUUGUCAGCCAACCAUUUCCAUGGUGAAAUCUCAUCAAGAAUUGGCAAUCUGAAGCACCUGUCCUUCCUAUCAAUUAGUAGAAACUCCUUUACGAAUAUCACAAAAGCUUUGCAUGCUCUUAAGAGCUGCAGGAACAUCAGCACUCUGCUUAUUGGCAGAAACUUUAUGAAUGAGGCCAUGCCACAAGAUGAAAGCAUUGACGGUUUUCAGAAUCUUCAGUUUCUCGCCAUGCACCAGUGUUCAUUGACUGGAAGAAUACCUACUUGGUUAUCAAAGCUCACAAGGCUGAAGGUACUGGUAUUAUCUAAAAAUCAACUUACUGGACCAAUGCCAAGCUGGAUCAACUCCCUAAACAACCUCUUCCAUCUGGACGUAUCAAACAACAGUCUUUCUGGGAAAAUCCCAGUCACCUUGAUGGAGAUGGCAAUGCUAAAACUAGAUAAGCCUGCCAUCUAUUUGGACCCAAGUCUCGUUGACCUUGAUCUACUUAUUUAUGCUGUGGAUGCAUCAAAACUUCAAUACCGCAUAAACAGUGAUUGGUGCAAAGUGCUGAAUCUCGGUAACAAUAAAUUCACAGGUGUGAUCCCACAAGAGAUUGGUCAGCUGAAAGCACUCCUUUACCUGAACUUGAGUUCCAACAACUUCUAUGGAGAGAUCCCACAAUCAAUCGGCAACCUCACUAACCUUCAGAGGUUAGAUUUGUCUAAUAACCAUCUGACUGGUGAAAUUCCUGCAGCAUUGGAGAUCCUUCACUUCCUUUCAGAGUUCAACAUUUCUAACAAUGACCUAGAAGGACCUAUUCCAACAACAGGCCAGCUGAGCACAUUUCAAGCUUCUAGUUUUAAUGGGAACCCAAAGCUGUGCGGCCCUAUGCUUAUUAACCAUUGUAGUUCGGUUGAAGCAGCUCCCAUCUCCAUCGUUUCUGCAAAAAAAUGCAGCAGUAAGGUCAUUUUUGUGACAGCCUUUGGUGUGUUCUUUGGGGUAGGAGUGCUAUAUGAUCAGUUAGUAUUAUUUAGAUAUUUUGGCUAA